AUGGCUCGUAAGGAUGUGCACUUUGACGAUGAGGAUUUUCCGCCGCUGGGUCAAGGAAAUAUCAAACCAAGUAAGAACUCUGCCCCAUCAAGGAAAACGAGCCAAAGGAAUUGGCAAUCAGUGGAUGAAAUGGCCAAACCAACGGAAUCCCAAAUGAACAACAAUGCUACAGUCAAUAGUCAACUGGAAGAUCAAAAUAAUCGAAUGAAUGGUGCUAAUCAUAAGGCAGUUAGCCGUCCUCUCAGGCGAUGUGGAAAAUUUCCCAAUUUUUGUGGUGGCUAUGAAUUUGACCUGGAUACAUUUUAUCCCAUGGAUCCUUUCUCUCGUUUUGUAUGCCCGGUAUUCCAACAAAUUGAAUGCCGUUGUCGUAAUCCUCUAUGUAAAGGCUGCUAUACGGGACACCUCAUGGCAAUAAGGAACCAAGUGGAUUACUAUUUUGGAGAUGAUAAUUAUUUCAGAGACAGUUAUUUGCACAAACGAUUAGACGAAGAGCGCUAUAUUUCUGUCGAUUUGCUGUUACAAUUUCCUCGGAUGAAGUCGCUUAAAGCCACACACGAAGAUGUUGUUAACGCUUGUCUCGGUAGUGCUACUGUUGAAUUUAACUGCGAUGGAAGCAAAAUCCGAAGAAUAGAAAUGUACAAUCAUAUUUCAAGGUUACUUAUCGAUCAGAACAUCGUAACAGUUCCUAUGCCCGCACAACCCCCUCAAGAACAAUUUACUCUACCUAUUGAAUCCGAUGGAAAUAAAAGGGAUGAAAUCGAGGGUAUAAUGGGAGAGGAUGAUGGUAAAGCCAAAGUGAAUGGAAUGGCCACGGAAAAGUCUCUGGAUGGAGAUGCAACAGAAGAAUCUAAAGUUCAAGAAGAAGAGCCAUGGCAGACUCCUUCCGUUAGACGUUCGAAACGGGUUCAUUCUAAAUCGAUGUGCGAAUUUGGUAGCAAACAUACAAGAUCUAGGGAAUCAUCAACAAGUAUUAGAGAGGACGAACUUAUCGAUAGUAUGUAUCUUAUUGUGUCCCCAGAUGUGAUCGGUGAAGAUUUACCUGGUUUUCAUGACAAAUACGCAACAUCACAGAAGCAGAAAUCUUCAGCGGGGGUGUCCCAGCGUGUAUUGGCUAAGCAUCCAGGAGGUGAUAGAAACCCCAGUCAUGAGUCGAGACGCAAGCGAAGAAAUGAUUUUUACGUGCAAAUUAGAGAUCAUCUCAGAAAUUACCGCGAGGGAUUGCGAAAGCGGAUGGGAUCACAAUCAGAUUUUGAUUUUGAUUCAGAUGAGGAGGACGUUACUUUUUCUAGAUCCAGUUCUUACACUGAUGUCAGUUCGACAAUAUCCUCGAGUAAGAUUCAAAUGGUCGAUGAAAAAGCCUUCUCGGAAAUAAAAUCUGGGACUAAUUUGAUUAAUGAUAACGAUUUCGUUGAUUUAAAUCCAACGCCCUUCACUCCUCAAUGCUCUGCUAAUUCUCAGUCUGACGAACCGGUAUUUGAACGACUUCCAUUUAACUAUCCCUUUAACAACGCUUUAUCCUCAGUUAGUCAAUAUUUGCCCUCUUAUCUUUAUCUACCUCCUACUCAAGCAUACUUUCACACAUAUCCGGCUGUUUCCAAUGAGCAAACAAUUCCCAAUAACACUGCUGAUAUAGCUGUGACUGCUAUUCUCAAUGAAAUUAAUUCUGCUAACGCCCCUUCUCCCAAGAAGCAGAUUCGUUUUUCUAAAACUAAAGCAAAACGCCGUGUGGCAGGGUUUCAUGUUGGUAAAGGUCAUGAAUGUUACGACGUUGGCUAUAUUUUUGAUGUGACUGGAAAGCGUAAAAGACGGGACUCAGCAAUGUCUUUCCCUGAAGUAUUUGAAGCUGAGGAAGAAGAGGUACCUAUUGACAAUGGGAUUGAUGUUCUCAUGAAAGAAAGUACUUUGGUCAUCAGGUCCAAUGCUCCUGUUAAAAGUCAAGAGAUAGCGCAUCGUAGAAGAAAUGCCAGAUCCUUCUGUGAUGACACUAUGAAGUCAUCCCGUGGCUCUUCCAUUUCUCGUUCAAAUCCCUGCAAAGUUGUCAGGGAGGCUCUGGAUUCAUCUGGUCUCGCUACUUAUAAAUAUACCACACUGUUUAAUAAUGCAAUGAAUUCAAGGAAGAAAAAUCCUGGUCAUGUUACAAAGCUUAUGAACGUUCUCUAUACAUACUGGUCAUUCUUUUUGCGAGAAGAAUUCGUUCCUAAAUUGUACAAGCAUUUUCGGCGUUUCGCGAGAGAAGAUGCAGCAUUAGGACACCGCUAUGGCAUUGAAUGCUUGUUUAGGUUUUACUCCUAUGGGCUUGAAAAGAAGUUUAAUGAGAACGUUUACAAUGACUUUCAGGAGGAGACUCUUGCGGAUUGCGAUAGUGGCCAUCUCUAUGGUUUAGAGAAAUUUUGGGCCUUCCUGUACUACUCAAAGAGGGAGCCUCCACAUAUGCUUCCUCGCUUAAGCGAACUUCUAAAGAAGUAUAGGUCUAAGGAGGAUUUCCGGAAAAAGGCAAGUUCCAUUACAUUUUCUUAUUUCUAUGCUGUGUUCGAUAUUCCUCAGGGCUUUUUCCAUGGAUUAAAGAAUGGAUCUAAACGCAGUCGUAGUAGAAGUACUAAUGGCCCUAAACCUCAGCUGUCAAAUCCACCUUCCGUUUCCCUUGAACCGUCUAGCAAACAAGAACCUUUGGAAGAGAAUCAGCCCCUCAAAAACAAUCUAUUAAAUGUAACUACUCCGGUUUCGGAUUCACCUUUGAAGCAGGAACCCGUCAAGAAGUGCAACGGAUCUCUUAAGAAGGCUGAAAGUAAUUCUGCUCAGACCGCCGAUAGUUUUGAAGACAAAAAACCAACUGUCGAACAAGAAACCAAGAAAGCACAGGCUCCUCUUUCCACAGUUGUUUGGCCAUCACAAGGUUGGAAGCCUAAGAGGUACGAACCCGUAGUGAAGAAGACGGAAAAUCCUGCCGAAAGCACAAUCUCUUCCCAAUGCCAAACCGAUAAAGCGGGUUCCAGUUUCAAGAGCAAUAAGAACCCUAAAAGGCGCCGUAAACCAAAAGUAAAACAAAAUCCUCAGCAGCAAAGAAAACCGCAAAAUCAGCAAUAA
This is a messenger RNA of Rodentolepis nana, 3084 nucleotides long. The record is from the annotation of a GenBank genome assembly. Lineage: Eukaryota; Metazoa; Platyhelminthes; Cestoda; Cyclophyllidea; Hymenolepididae.